CUCAACUCUCAUAUUCACUAGUAUGUUUCUCGCCGGACUCCUCUUUUUGGAGCCGGUUGCAUCGCAAAACUGUAAUUGUGCGAAAAACAUGUGUUGUAGCCAGUGGGGUUAUUGUGGCACAACCAGUGCUUAUUGUGGAAAAGGUUGUCAAAGUGGCCCAUGUACUAAGCCAGCUCCAACUCCUCCAAGUAAUAAUGCCAACAUUGCUAGUAUAGUCACUGUUUCGUUUUUUAGCGCGAUUGGUGAAGGGUCUGAAAAAAGUUGUCCUGGAAGAGGGUUUUACACAAGAGAUGCAUUUCUUAAAGCGAUCACGGCCUACCCACAAUUUGGUAGAUCUGGUUUGAUUGCGGAUUCAAAACGUGAAAUCGCAGCUUUCUUUGCACAUGUUACUCAUGAGACAGGACACUUCUGUUACAAGGAAGAGAUAGAAUGGGCCCAUUCGAAAACAUAUUGUGACAAAAGCAACAAACAGUAUCCAUGCAACCCUAGGAAACGUUACUACGGCAGAGGCCCAUUUCAACUCACAUGGAACUACAACUACGGUCAAGCCGGAAAGAAGCUCGGGUUUGAUGGGCUCAACGACCCUGAUAUCGUAGCUAGAGACCCAGUGGUUGCAUUCAAGACCGCGUUGUGGUUUUGGAUGAAUAAUAUUCAUUCGGGUUUCGUUGCUGGUAAAGGGUUUGCGUAUUCAAUUAGAAAAAUCAAUGGAGGUGAGUGCAAUGGACAUAUGCCAGCCGCUGUAAGAGCUCGUGUUUCAUACUACACCAGUUAUUGUAAGAAAUUCGGUGUUUCACCGGAGAAGAACCUCAGUUGUUAGCUUCGUUUUACGACU
Molecule: messenger RNA, 832 nt
Organism: Helianthus annuus (common sunflower)
Lineage: Eukaryota; Viridiplantae; Streptophyta; Magnoliopsida; Asterales; Asteraceae
Product: chitinase 6
Exons: 3
Coding region: 23-817 (264 amino acids)
Biological process (GO): chitin catabolic process; cell wall macromolecule catabolic process; carbohydrate metabolic process
Molecular function (GO): chitinase activity; chitin binding
Source: RefSeq, a predicted model, not a curated record